Messenger RNA from Mesorhabditis spiculigera, 1110 nucleotides. The record is from the annotation of a GenBank genome assembly. Lineage: Eukaryota; Metazoa; Nematoda; Chromadorea; Rhabditida; Rhabditidae.
AUGGAGCACUGGAGCAGCGAGGUGCAGAAUCAUGUCCACAAUUUCUUCAACCAUCGUCAGGUGAACAUCUUGGUGACGUCCGUCCUGAUCUUCGUCGCCCUGUACUUCUCGAUCGUGACUUGCUUGGGGCAAUAUGUUUUCCAUCCGCUCGCCAACGUCACCAACCACACCUUCACCGUGGAUGCCGCCUCAGAAAUUGUGUCCUCUUCAAUAUCGCUAUUCUUCGUCGUGGCGCUUGGGCUUCUUGUCGGGCGACUCAAGGUCGAAUUCGCCGGUGUCAUCUCCCUGAUCACCACCUGCCUGACGGCAAUCCGCAUGUGGCGGCUGGAUAGCGAGAAAAAGACGUACAUCGAGGAGAAGACGUUCGCCACGCUCUGGAAUCUGCUCUUCCAGCCAAUUCUAUUCGUGUUGAUUGGCAUGAAGUUUGACAUUCCGAACACGACCGGUGAGGGAGUGGCACUAGGAUUGGCCUGCCUCGGGAUUGGUAUCGCCGCCAGGGCUGUGGGUGUCAUCCUGCUGACGAUGUGCUCUGGCCUGCGUUUCUCGGAGCAGCUCGUCUUCGUCGGCUCAUUCUUUCCCAAAGCAACAAUUCAGGCCGCCCUGGCCCCGUCAAUCCUCGUGGGUUCGAUGGCGUUCCCCGAACUGCUCAACUACGCUUCUGUUGUCCUCGUGGCCUGUAUCGUAGCCAUCCUGGUCACCUCAUUAUUUGGCCAACUUUUCAUGGAUCUCUGCGCCCCGGCGUUGCUUCAAAAGGACUAUGUACAAUCGGUAACAAUCACGCCCGGAAAUGGCUUCUACGGGAAUGGAGGGAAAAUUGAUGAGGGUUUCGAUCCAUCCCUCGGUUUCGUCUCCUUCUCCCAGCUGCGCCAGGCACCAAUCGACACCCAACGAGUACACGACGCGCCUCGGGACGGACCCAGAUACGUGUGGAGCGGGAAUUCUAUGGCCAUCGAGGAUCAGGCCGGCGAUUUUGAGCGAUACGUCGACCAAAAGUAUCAAAUCCCGCGAAUCGAAGAGCCGCCGGUGGUGGUGACCAGCGAUCGUUUCCCCACCCCCUCAUUUAUGCGCAAUCCACCCCCACCGCAGAAUUCGCCCAGUUUUCAGCGGUUC